Haliotis rubra (blacklip abalone) is the source of this 954-nucleotide messenger RNA. Its product is annotated as solute carrier organic anion transporter family member 3A1-like. The transcript is spliced from 4 exons. Bases 47 to 583 code for a protein of 178 amino acids. Gene Ontology annotation, cellular component: membrane. Gene Ontology annotation, biological process: sodium-independent organic anion transport; transmembrane transport. The record is from RefSeq and is a predicted model, not a curated record. Gene Ontology annotation, molecular function: protein binding. Lineage: Eukaryota; Metazoa; Mollusca; Gastropoda; Lepetellida; Haliotidae.
CACUAAGGUCAACGAUACCGCGUGUAAUUGCGAUGCAACAGAGUUCAUGCCUCUGUGUGGAGUUGACGGCGUUACGUAUAUCAAUCCCUGUAUGGCAGGAUGUCAGUCUUACAAUGGAACAAUAUACGCGGGAUGUACUGAGAUUGCUGGUAACGAGGGCACAGCGGGAAGAUGUCAAGCGGACUGUCCCUACUUUUACCCCUUCGUCAUCGUUGACAUGGUUUGUGGGACUUUGGCGACAGUUCCCAUGGUCCCUGUUGUCUUUACCUUAAUGAAGACCGUGCAACCAAGUGACAAGUCCAUGGCUGUCGCUUUUUCGUCUUUCCCUAAUAGUUUUGUUGGUUUCCUGCCUUCACCUAUUGUGUAUGGUAUGGUCAUUGACACCACGUGUACUCUCUGGGAAACAGCAUGUGGUGAGGUCCGCGCAUGCGCACUGUAUGAUCUCCCUAGCCUUCGGUAUCGUGUGAAGUCUAUGGACACUGGACUUCAGUUGUUAUCAUCAGUUGCUUUCUUCGCCGCUUUCCUUUUACUGAAAUAUGGCGUCGUUGAGGAGUUUCAUGAUCCAGGCGCUAGCAAUGUCUAGCUUACUGUUUUGUACUUAUUGGAUUAUGUAGAUAACACCUAAUCCAAACAAAAGGACCAGGUAUAUAUCUUCUUAAAUCACCUUGCCAUUUUCACCCUCGUAGCAUCUCUGGUAGCCCGUAUAUCACUUUGGUUCCUGAAUAAUCUAGGGUUCCUUUAUAUAAUAUCUUUUCAGCGUUUAGGGACAAUAGCCUUCCUGUAUGUUGAUGUUAUUAUUUCAGUGCACAUUAAUACUUGAGUAAUACCACAUACAUGUACACUGAUAACCGUGGAACACGCACCAUGACACUUUCUGUAUGAUGAACUUAAGUAUGGAGACAAACAAUGAGGAUGCAAUAUAUAGCCAGAACUACAAUAACCAUUUUUUGUCCA